UCGCAUUACUGUCUUUACCCUCUCGCCAAGCACAUACCAAGACCAGGAACAUGAACCACAACUUGACGUUAGAAACAUGUUUUGGCCAAGACAGCCCGUCUCUGGGUAGGAAGACUAUUUACUUCUCCAAUGGAGAAACUCUGGAGCCAAGUGACAGUGAGGAAGAGGAGGAUGGAGGCUGCAAUUAUAAGGAGCCCUUCUCACAGUCUCGGGACACAGCAAGCAUGUCUUGGGGAGAAUAUUCUCGUUUCCUUGGGACAAAUGUUGGCAAGAAGUCAUUACAAAUGUGUGAUUUCCUUGGUGAGAAACUUGCUCGUCUACUUGGGCUACAUGAUGCUAAGUACCAGUAUGCCAUUGAUGAAUUUCGGCGCAGCCAAAAGAGGGAAAAGCCCAGUGAGCAGGACUCCUCUUCGCUGGAUAGCAGCCCUGAACACCUGAACCUGUCUCUAAGAACAGGAAGAAGCUACGGGGCCACCAGCUCCGACGGUGUCAUCAGUCCCACUCCGUCAUCCAGUUGUAUGUCGACGGGUGUGAAAAACAAAGCAGUGGACACUGACAACAGGGGGUACCAGGAUGAUGACUGAUGAGAGAACAAAAAAUGCAUGUGUUAUAGACAGGGGUGAAAGUAGUUUGCAUGUCCCCCCACCCCCCAACAAAAAAAAAAAUAAACAACCCCCAAUAAACAUGCAAACAAAACAAACGUGUGCACUACAGAUCUAUAGCGCUGCAUGACUAUUUUGGGUGUCUCUUUGUAGGACACUUAUCUCAAAUGGCAUAGUGUGGUUGUAUGUUUUCUAGCCUACUUCAAAGGCACCUUUUUGUCAUAUGUGGGUUUUUGGACAAAAUUAACCCUAUUCUCUUAUCGGUACUGCACACCAGCUGUAGGCCUACAUUUUAUAGCUGCUGUGCACUUGUGCGCACCGGUCUCCUUUCACCUCUGUGUAAAAUGAGUGUAAAACCAAAGAAUCGUACAGGAGAGAAAGAUACUUCAGGCUCGUUAUUUUCCUGUAUCCAUGUGAUGUCGGGUGAACACCCCUUUAGGAGACCGUCGGUUAGGAGACCUUCGGAGUCUUGAGGUUGAGAAUAAAUGGAGUUCCCUUAGCGCUGUAGAUGACGGUAGCGCACUUCUUGUGCAAACACCACAAAAAGAGAAGACAAAGGAGGGGACAAUUAAAG
Messenger RNA from Engraulis encrasicolus (European anchovy), 1176 nucleotides. RefSeq names its product protein FAM177A1. NCBI's taxonomy places the organism in Eukaryota, Metazoa, Chordata, Actinopteri, Clupeiformes, Engraulidae. The coding region runs from base 51 to 584 and encodes 177 amino acids. The record is from RefSeq and is a predicted model, not a curated record. The transcript has 5 exons.